This is a messenger RNA of Myzus persicae (green peach aphid), 986 nucleotides long. Its product is annotated as ribosome biogenesis protein TSR3 homolog. The record is from RefSeq and is a predicted model, not a curated record. Lineage: Eukaryota; Metazoa; Arthropoda; Insecta; Hemiptera; Aphididae. The transcript has 5 exons. Gene Ontology annotation, molecular function: rRNA small subunit aminocarboxypropyltransferase activity. Gene Ontology annotation, biological process: maturation of SSU-rRNA. The coding region runs from base 175 to 918 and encodes 247 amino acids.
UAGUGAUAAAAAUUAAUAUUUUAUGAACACUGAGUGUGAGUUUGAACUUCGAGUAGGUGGUAGUUAUUAGGUAAAUCGUAAAUAUAUAUUAUAAUUCAAAAUCUGCUAAAUUUCAUAAGUCUUUUUCUUAUAUACACAAAACUAUUUAUUAAGUUUGGUAUUUUUAAUCACGUCAUGGCUGCUGAUCAUGAGACGGUAUGUCAAAAUAUGUCAAAAGUUAAAAUUAAUGAAGAUGAUGAAGAUUCUGGAGACAGUUCUUCAUCGGAAAACAGUAGUGAAACUAGUGAAGAUUCUGUAGAAAUUGAAGUACCUUUCAAAGUUGGUAUGUGGGAUUUGAAACAGUGUGAUCCAAAACGAUGUACUGGAAGAAAAUUAAUGAGACUAGAACUGAUUGACAAACUUGGAAUGUCUGCUAUGUUUAAUGGUAUCGUUCUAACACCUGUUGCUACUGAAAGUGUUUCAGCUAAGGACAAUCAAAUUAUAGCUAAAUAUGGUGUGGCCGUAGUGGAUUGUUCUUGGGCACGACUUAAUGACACUCCAUUCCACAAGUUGCAGCAUAGAAAAGCUAAAAAAAACUUGCGAUUGUUGCCAUACCUUGUUGCUGCUAAUCCAGUGAAUUAUGGACACCCUAGUAAGCUAUCUUGUGUAGAAGCUUUAGCUGCUGCCAUGUACAUUGCUGGUUUCAAAGAAAUUGGCGAUUUGUAUAUGUCCAAAUUUAACUGGGGUCCAACAUUUACACGCCUCAAUCAAGAAUUAUUAGAUGGCUAUGCUAACUGUAAAGAUGGGAAAGAAAUUGUUGCUUUUCAAAAUCAAUAUUUAGACCAACUGGAUAAUGAUUACCAUCAUGCCAGUAGCAGUACAGAAUCAAGCAGUGAAUCUAGUGAGGAUGAUGAAGAAACAACCUCAAGAAACCGAUAGUUUAAUAUGUCAAUAUUUUAUCAUGUCUGAAUAUUUUCUAAAAUAAAGACUGAUCAAAAUAUAAAAUA